Geodia barretti is the source of this 864-nucleotide messenger RNA. Lineage: Eukaryota; Metazoa; Porifera; Demospongiae; Tetractinellida; Geodiidae. The record is from the annotation of a GenBank genome assembly.
AUGAGGGGCGGCCACGUGUGUGUGUGUGUGCGGUAGUAGUUUCUUCUUGCGGCGGCUUCUUUUUGCGGCGGCUGAAAGCAAGUAGUGGCCCAGCUCGCUGUGUCAUCGAAUGCAGCAGCAGGCUUGUAAACGUAUGUAGGCCCCAAAAUCUGAGUUUGUUUGGGAAACAGCGUGCGGAGCACCAGGCGUAGUUGAAGUAAGAAGAUGACGGGGAGAGCUAAAGGCCGAGGAAGAGGGAGGUCGCGCGGAAGCGGGGCCGGCGAGGCCAGGCGACCGGGGGAACCUCCGCGCUCUGCUGCAGGCGCGGAGCAGCAGCCGCAAGUCGGGCGCGGACGAGGACGAGCUACGGCCACUGCAGCCACUCCUGUGCCGCGGCAGCAACAAUCAUCAUCCCCACCAACGGAGCAGAUGGCCCAGAUGAGUGUAAGUGGUGCAGCAGGUGGUGCCAAGCCGGCAAUGGAGCGUCGUGGCCCUCCCUCUGAGCCCCACACUCGACCAGAUCACAUCACUGACAAACGGGGUGCAGCCGGCCAAACCAUCCCUCUCCGCUCCAACUUUGUAGCCCUCCGUAAUCGCCCCAACUGUGCCCUCUACCAGUACAAUGUGUCCUACUCUCCUCCCAUUGAGAGUCGCGGGCUCCGAGCCGGUCUCCUCAGCGAGCACACUAACCUCAUCGGAAACGUGAGAGCUUUCGACGGAAUGAUCCUGUUCCUGCCUCGCCGUCUCCCGGACGAUGUGACUGAGGUUGUGUCCACGACAAAACACGACCAGACGCUGGUGACCAUCAAAAUCACUCUCACCAACGAAGUGGCCGCUAACAGUCCGGUCAGCCUCCAGGUCUUUAACGUCAUAUUUCGCAGGUUC